CAUUAUUGGGCGAAGCUUUGUGAUGUUACGGGAUGGGAACACUUAAGAUUAUUUAAAUGAGUGGUGUUAUGUAUAAUCUAUGUCCACUUGUUUUUAAAAUAGCUUAAUAAGACUUUUAUCUGUUAUCGUAAGUACUGGAAAUGGUUCCCGCCAUUUUUUGUUGAGUAAAUGCACGAUCAAACUUCGGAGCCAGUCGUAAUACCGGACAUGGCCGAAUCAUUGACGAACGAAACCGAGGGCAAUGGAAAUUUAUCUUCGGAAGAACACAAAACUGUUUCGGUCUCAGCAGUAGAAUCUGUUUCUGUGUCUUCUGCUGUUCCUGUAUCAUUACCGGUUGGAUCUUUAAUAAAUGUUUCAUCUGGGACAACCUUCAACGUCAUCACUCCAGACCAAAUCCAAUUAUCAGGGGCCACAGCACAUUUCAAGCCGUUGCUUUGUGUGGACAACUCCUGCAUUUGCGAUGGGCGUCAAGACAAAGACUCUGACACACUCAGGUCAUGGGUGAGAACGGAAAAUGGUACUCUAAAGGCUACUCAUAUAGUGAUCCAGGAUGGAGCUGACGAUUCGUCUACGUCUCACACCUGUACUUCCUCAUGGACAGAAUACGCCAGCAUGCCCAUACUGCCUGUCCGGUGCAAAACAACAAAUGCAGAGCUACACAAGAGUAGGUUCGGCUCUGGCGGUCGGGGACGCUGCAUCAAACUAGAGGACAACUGGUACACUCCUAGCGAGUUUGAGGCUCUCUGUGGUCGGGCUUCCAGCAAGGACUGGAAGAGAAGUAUCAGAUUUGGUGGACGCAGCUUGCAGACACUCAUUGAUGAGGGAAUAUUGACUCCCCACGCAACGAGUUGCACUUGCGCCGCAUGCUGUGACGACGAUUCUGCUACUGGUCCUGUGAGGUUGUUCACCCCUUACAAGAGACGCAAGAGAAUUGAAGGGUCAUCAGACGGAGAGGGGCGUCCCAGGAAAGUCAAGUCUCGGGAACAUGUGGAGAGCAACGGUGAAGACAGUUGCGACUCAACCGGAGCUGCGGAAAUCCUGGGCAUCAAGGACUCGUGGAACUCAAGCCAGUUUGUGACAGAGGCGAUGGUGGAAGAGAACGCCACAGUGUCAACCUCCGCAGCCAGUGUAACUCCCAUCGUGUCAGUGACUGCGACCGUCACAAACACCUCCCCACCUGGCGGCGAGGGGGCGUCAACUGCAGAAUUGUUCAAGAAACUCGACGAGAUGUCAUCAAGAAUGGUGAAGGUUGUCUACACAGUGAGAAGGACCAUCGAGGAAGCCAAGGAACAGUGGAGAGCAGAGAAGGAACAACUGAAGGAGCAAGCUAAGAGAGACAAGGAGCAAGCAGUCCUAGCAGCCAGAGUAGAGGCCCAGGUGGCUUGUACCAGGACUGUUUUUGACUCUACAGUACAUGUAGUGGAUCCCAUCAAUACAGUGGGGUUGCAGCCAACAUCCGAUUCAAAUGACUCAAAAAAGUGUGCCAACUGCAACAGAGAUGCGUUCGCUGAGUGUUCGCUGUGUCGCAGGACGCCGUACUGCUCCACAUUCUGUCAACGCAAGGACUGGGCUGGUCACCAGGUGGAAUGUGUUCAUAGUCAGGACCAAGGGUCUAUCAUGCUUAUAGUGGAGAGCUCGGCCGAGCAAGUGCUCACACAGGCCGAGUGAAAACAUGGCCAUCAUUAAUCUUAAUUGAAGUACUGCAUGUGGGCGAGUUAGGUUAGUUACGCAUAUUUAAAAAUACAUUUAGGCCUAUGUAUGACAUAUGUAAAAUACAUUUCGUUUCAAAAGCUGUGCUUAACGUUGAAAAUUCUCAGAGUAAACAAUUGUAUGGAA
Messenger RNA from Macrosteles quadrilineatus (aster leafhopper), 1836 nucleotides. It is a transcript of the gene Deaf1, whose product is annotated as deformed epidermal autoregulatory factor 1. Gene Ontology annotation, cellular component: nucleus. Gene Ontology annotation, molecular function: DNA binding; transcription corepressor activity; DNA-binding transcription factor activity, RNA polymerase II-specific. NCBI's taxonomy places the organism in Eukaryota, Metazoa, Arthropoda, Insecta, Hemiptera, Cicadellidae. The record is from RefSeq and is a predicted model, not a curated record. The transcript has 10 exons. Gene Ontology annotation, biological process: regulation of transcription by RNA polymerase II; negative regulation of DNA-templated transcription. The coding region runs from base 169 to 1668 and encodes 499 amino acids.